Molecule: messenger RNA, 3339 nt
Organism: Cyclospora cayetanensis
Lineage: Eukaryota; Apicomplexa; Conoidasida; Eucoccidiorida; Eimeriidae
Product: vacuolar protein sorting-associated protein 11 homolog
Exons: 24
Coding region: 1-3339 (1112 amino acids)
Biological process (GO): organelle fusion; vesicle-mediated transport; endosome organization
Cellular component (GO): endosome; HOPS complex
Molecular function (GO): protein-macromolecule adaptor activity
Source: RefSeq, a predicted model, not a curated record
AUGCAGCAGCUGAGGCGGCUAAGCUUCUUUGAUCGAACAAUAGUCGAAAGAACGCGAUAUGCUCAGCUACCGUGCGAUGAUUCAAUCAAUCCAAACACCGGCGGACUGAGCUCUGGCGCCGAGCAGCCGCCAUCAACCCAAGCCCAAGUGCAUGGCGCUGCAGCAGGGCCUUCCCGCUUAUCUCCGCUCCCUUCUUCGUCCAUUGUGUGUGCGGCGGGGACUGACGCCUACCUGUGGCUCGGCGAUGACGACGGCUUUUUGCACACACUGGACCAUGACUUCCAGCUACGGUCACUCAAAAGCUUUGACGUUUGCUUCGUUUCCAUGCAUGCGGCGGUUCACGCGAGCUGUAUCGUCUGCAUUGGGCGAGAUCUUCAAUCUGAAAAGCCGGGCAAGGGCCCUGUGGGUAAUGGAAUGGGUCAACUCGAAGACCCCAGGAUACGCCAGGGCGUGCUGAAGUAUAAAUGCUACAGCACUACGCAGGUCGACGGCAAGGGAAAUCCAGUCCUCCUCCGGGAAGCAGGACUGUUCUCCAAAAUCCCAGAACAGGUUGUCGUGUGCUCUGAUAUUAACAUGAACUUCACUAUGCUAGCUGUCGGCACUGAAAGCGCGGGCGUCUGCCUCUUCCGUGGGGACUUGCUAAGGGAGAAGACGUGCCGGCUGCGAUUGAUGAAGGAGAACGAUGAAGCGGUUGCCAGCGUGCGCUUCCUGGCUUCCCAGUCAGAUUCAAAUACCCACUAUAUGCUCGUGUGCAACACCAGCUCGAUAGCCUGCUACGCCGUUACGCUAAAAGGAGAGCCGAAGGUUUGUCAUACGGACAGCGUAUCCACCGCUUCUCCUCAUGUUGUGGGGGCGUUGGCUUCCCUAGGCACGUUUGUCAUACAUCAUGGAGAGGGCAUAUUCUGCGUCGAUCCAGAGCAGGGCAACUUAUGGGCUCUUCCGAGCGAAGACCGCUGUCAUAUUUUGACAACCCAUAAAUCCUAUAUUGUAUCGGUGACAACGGAAGAAUCCUCUGCAGACGCUGAACCAACCCAUGCAGGUUCUGCCGAGAUCUUGCCCGAGAAAUUUUCACCGUUGCAAUCUAAAAGCUCCCAUCAAAUGCUCACUAUUCACCUCUGUUACCCUGAGCUCCGACUCAUUGCCUACUCCUCACCCAUGCGAGGAGUUCGCCACGUUGUCUCUGCAAUGGACACGCUGUUUGUAAUCGCUCGAGGAGGAGCCACAGAAAACAAUGUCUUGUUCGACGUUAAGGAAAAGAGCUUUGACGAGCGCUUGUGUAUUCUGCUUCGGAAGCGGCUAUUCAACUGGGCUGCAGAAGUCACCAUCAAAGAUCAUCAGCCGCAGCAAGUUUUGCAGGAGGUUUACCGGCUUCAUGGAGACUGGCUGUAUUCCAAGAACAUGCCGGAAAAGGCGGUAGAGAUGUACAUCAAAACUAUAGGAUUCCUAGAGCCUUCCGCAGUUAUCCAGAAGUUUCUCGAUGCCCAAGAAUUAAGCCACCUGGCGUUUUACCUGCUUCACCUUCACUUGGCAGGCUGCGCCAUGCAGCAGCACACACUGCUGUUUUUUAAGUGCACGGCCAGGCUGAAGGACGAUGCGCUACUUGCGAGCUUCCUUGAUGAUCCCCGCAUCAGCAAAACCUGCUCACUAAGCGUUGCGCUUAACGAGUGUCGCUUGAACGGCGACACAGCACUGGCAUGCGCAAUUGCAAGCCGCCAUGGGUACCAUGAUGAGCACCUCUCCUUGCUGUUAGAGACGAAGGAGUUUUCAAAAGCGGUGGACGUUCUGAAGCAGGUGGACGCCCCUACUGCGUGCUCCCUCUUACUGAAGCAUGGCAGCGACCUUCUCCGGCACAGCGCCAGUGACGUGCUUAUCCUGCUUAGCCAAUUUAUAAGCGACUAUCAUACCAGUGUCGAAGUCUUCAUCCCACUGUUUGUUGACGAUCCUGACUUGUUGUUGUUAUUCCUCUCCUUGCUGGCGCAUGGCCUCCCCGUUGCACGCCGUCUGGUUCGUGAGCACGAGACCCUCUGCAGUGACUCAAAGCUGCAAGAAGCUAUAGAAAAGGCGCGAACGGCCAUUGUUGCCUUCCCUUCGAUAUUCGGAUGCUCCCCAUUUUCUUCCUUGCUGGAGCUGCUUUUGCGUAGGCCCACGCACCUUCCAGCUGCCCAGCCCCUCUCUCACCGCUUACGAAAGCAAGUGGCGCGCGUCUCGCCAUGCCUUGCCGCAUGCCUGCGGCACAACGGAUGGCUCGCCGAGCAAGCAUUUGGGGAGUCGGACCAUGGUAUGCGCACAAACGAAGAGCAGUAUCGGUCAACGCUCUUGUGCACGAUCUUUGGUUUCGAGGAGGGGAUGUCCUUGGUGUGCGAAAAACAGCACGAGCUGCAGCUGCCAAUGGCCUACUUUGAGGCCAGCAACGACAUUCCAAGUCUUCUUCGGUUUUGCUUGAAAAACGGCUCUAAAGACCCCACUUUGUGGACCCAAACUUUGAAUAUUCUUGCUUCUCAAAGCGGAACGGAACGCCAAAUACGGGAAGUCCUGUUGCACAUUGAGCGGUAUCGCCUCUUACCCCCACUGACGGUUCUGGAAAUAUUGCAGCAGAGCCAGGUCGUUACUCUGGAUGCGGUUAAAGAUUUCUUUCUGCGAGCCAGUGACGAACUCACCGACCAACUCGAGAACGCGCAUGCGCUCCUGCAGAGCGACAGGGCAGAGGUUUCGCGAAUGGCCGAGGAAAUCGACCGUUUCAAGAGCAAAGCUCAGGUGUUCGAGUCCGAGCGGUGUGAUUUCUGCUUCCUUCCGAUGGAGCUGCCUUCCGUUCACUUUCGCUGUGGUCAUUCGUUCCAUACAUACUGCCUGAGCAGCAACACCGACACCAAGACACCGGCCCUCCAGACGGAGGGAAUGGCACAAGCAUCUUAUUGCUGUGCAGUCUGCACGCCGCAGUUCAAUGCCAAGAGAUUGUUGCACUCACAAAGAGAAAAAGAGGCAUGCAACACAGACGACUUCUUCAAAUUCCUUCGCGGCUCUACACAGGGGUUCGAUUUCAUUUUAAAUUGCUUUGGACGCGGCGUUUUGCCAACACCACUGAGAACGAUUGGACUGCUGUCGAAGGACGUAACUGGACUGGACCCCCUCCUUCGCAGCUACAUUUCUACUGGCGCUGAUAGAGAGGGCGGCAUUCUUUUGGAAAAUGUUGUACAGACGCCUGCUGCGGAUGUGCCUUCUGGGCCGGUGGGCCUGAGCACAUCACACGGCACUUCGGACCACUUCCCUGGGCCUUGGCCUCCUCUUCGGAGCAGCACCGCUGCAGCAAGGUGUGUAAUCGAUCCAACUGGCGAAAACUAG